AUGCGCCAAGACAUGGAGACCCUGUUGGGUACCACAUGGAGACCCUGUUGGGUGUAUGGAUCAUUUUUCUAUCGUUUUGAACCUUGUAACCAUCUUCCAAUUUUUUGUCUCAUCGACUAUCACUGGUUACUUUUAUUUCUUUUCUCCAUCCGCUGCCCCGACCUUACUGAUAAUAUUUUGCUUAUUUACCAGAUUGAGAUUAAAACAACACCUGCUGACUUCUGCUUCCCUACAACAAACCAUACUAGGCACUAUUUUACUCGUUAUGUUGAGUUCCACAGGUGUGUGAGUGCCAAGGGGGAUGAAGCUGCUAAAUGUGAAAAAUUUGCCAAGUACUACCGAUCUCUUUGCCCAGCUGAAUGGGUUGACAAGUGGAACGAGCAGAGGGAGAACGAGACAUUUAUAGGGCCCCUCUAAAUCGUCUGUUUGAGAGUCUCCUCAGCUGCUUUCGUGUCAGCGCUACUGCUGCCUCCUGGUUGGAAUUUAUGCUCGUGUCGUGUACUCUCUUCCAGCAA
This is a messenger RNA of Hordeum vulgare subsp. vulgare (domesticated barley), 515 nucleotides long. Its product is annotated as cytochrome c oxidase subunit 6b-3-like. Bases 1 to 417 code for a protein of 138 amino acids. Gene Ontology annotation, cellular component: respiratory chain complex IV; mitochondrion. The record is from RefSeq and is a predicted model, not a curated record. The transcript is spliced from 4 exons. Lineage: Eukaryota; Viridiplantae; Streptophyta; Magnoliopsida; Poales; Poaceae.